Paraglomus occultum is the source of this 216-nucleotide messenger RNA. The record is from the annotation of a GenBank genome assembly. NCBI's taxonomy places the organism in Eukaryota, Fungi, Glomeromycota, Glomeromycetes, Paraglomerales, Paraglomeraceae.
AUGGCAGUUGGCGAUAGUAAAGAUGGUAAUGUUGCAGUGACGGAUGAUAUAAUUGUUAUCGUAAAACCAGCGAUAGUAGUUGAUGGUAGUGGUGGAGAUAAUGACGGGAGUAGAGGAGAUGUUACUGCUUUUGCUCUUGUAAUCAUUCGCCCCAUGCUAUUUGCAGAUAACGAUAUGGAUCGAAUGAACAUCCUCUUCCGCUAUUGUUAUUUAUAG